AUGGGUUCCUGCAACCAUUAUAAAUGGGAAUUGGCUUUCAAGCUUAACCAACCCCUUCCUAAAAUGAGCCCUACAUACUUUCCUCUGCUCUUCCUUGGCCUGUUGGUCAUCCUCACCACUCCCAUUCUUGCUGAUACCAACAGCAACUCUCUCCUUGACGGUGAUGGAGAACAAUCGACACUCUCCCGGAAGCUAAAACCACCAAGGCGUCCUCCCAAAAGUUCACCACCCCCGCCAGAUCCACCGGAGGAAGAGACUCCGCCAUCGGAGGAUGAACCACCACCACCACCACCACCAUGGUGGAGAAGAAAACCACGAAUAAAGGGUCGUACCAAAAAGUCACCACCACAGCCAGAUCCACCGGGGGAAGAGACUCCGCCAUCGGGGGAAGAGACACCACCACCACCAUGGUGGCGAAGAAAACCACGAAUAAAGGGUCGUACCAAAAAGUCACCACCACAGCCAGAUCCACCCCCGGAGGACGAGCCUUGUGCUUCCGAGAUGGCACGAUCUCUGGUGGUAGAGAAUGAGGAAGUUUUGUAUGAAGAUGACAAGGUGGAAACUAUGUCAGUAGGUGUGCUUAGAAAAAGGUCAGGCCGUUCUCGUGUUCCACCGACUCCUCGUCGUCGACCGCCGCCACCACCUUGUUCUCCCCCUCCUGACCCACCUCAGUAG
This is a messenger RNA of Ilex paraguariensis (yerba mate), 675 nucleotides long. Lineage: Eukaryota; Viridiplantae; Streptophyta; Magnoliopsida; Aquifoliales; Aquifoliaceae. The record is from the annotation of a GenBank genome assembly.